Messenger RNA from Neoarthrinium moseri, 1170 nucleotides. RefSeq lists its product as uncharacterized. Gene Ontology annotation, molecular function: NADPH dehydrogenase activity; FMN binding. The record is from RefSeq and is a predicted model, not a curated record. The transcript has a single exon. Bases 1 to 1170 code for a protein of 389 amino acids. NCBI's taxonomy places the organism in Eukaryota, Fungi, Ascomycota, Sordariomycetes, Amphisphaeriales, Apiosporaceae.
AUGACACAGCCAGACUCUCGGCUCUUCCAGCCACUCAAAGUUGGGCGCUGCAUUUUGGACAACCGUAUAGCAAUGGCUCCCUUGACUCGAGCCCGAGCUCAAGACAAUCAUGUCCAUCAAACCUCGCUGGCGAAGGAAUAUUAUGCCCAGCGCGCUUCAGUCCCCGGCACUCUGCUCAUUACAGAAGGCACGCUGAUUAGCCCACAGGCAAGUGGCUAUGAGAACGUACCAGGGAUCUGGAAUGCCGAGCAAAUCGCUUCCUGGAAAGAGAUAGUGGAUGCGGUCCACGAGAAGGGCUGCUUUAUUUGGCUCCAGCUCUGGGCCCUUGGGCGUGUCGCCAGUGCGGAAUGUAAGGCAUCGGAAGGCACUGGGGGCGUCUUUGGUCCAAGCGCACUGCCUCUUGACAGCCCUUUUCUUGGCUUGACUUGGUAUAAGGACAAAGAUGAAAAGCCCGCUGUACCGCGCAGUCUCGAAGAAGGAGAAAUCCAGCAAUUGAUCGAUCAAUACACUACUGCUGCGUUGAAUGCGGUUGACGGUGCCGGCUUCGACGGCGUUGAGAUACAUGGAGCCAACGGUUUUCUUGUCGAUCAGUUUAUUCAGGAGAACAGCAACUGUCGUACAGACCGGUGGGGCGGAUCAAUCGAGAACCGCUCCAGGUUCGCAGUCGAAGUUUGCAGAUCGGUUGCGAAUGAAAUCGGAGCAGACAGGGUCGGGAUUCGCUUGUCCCCCUGGAGCGAGUUCAACGUGACAAGAAUGGCUGACCCAAUACCUCAAUUCUCGCAUUUGAUCGAGACUCUGAAGGAUCUCAAUUUGGCAUAUCUCCACCUCAUUGAGCCGCGAGUACAUGCCAAUACCGACAAGGAGCACGUAAACGAGGAGGAGUCGAACGAGCCUUUCAUUGAUAUCUGGGGCAAGAAGUCUCCGGUUUUCCUCGCAGGCGGCUUUAAUUCCGAAAACACUGGCGAAUAUGUGGAUGUAAAGUACCGCGAUAGAGACUUGGUGUGCGUCUUCGGUCGCUACUUCAUCUCGACGCCAGAUCUAGUCUAUCGGCUACAGAACCAAAUUCCGCUAGAGCCAUAUAAUCGGGCGACACUCUACAAAGUCAAAUCGCCAGACGGAUACACUGAUUAUCCGUUCUCAAGUCAGUGGCAGCGUAGGGUUAGACAUUGA